Messenger RNA from Diuraphis noxia (Russian wheat aphid), 2618 nucleotides. RefSeq lists its product as uncharacterized. Lineage: Eukaryota; Metazoa; Arthropoda; Insecta; Hemiptera; Aphididae. Gene Ontology annotation, biological process: signal transduction. The record is from RefSeq and is a predicted model, not a curated record.
GAAUUGGGGGGACCUCGUUAUUCUUUAAAUACUUAUAAUGUUAACUGAGUCUAUGCUGUUGACCUAAAAUUGUGCGUUCAAUCAUGCAGUACUUCCCGAAUGUGUGCUUAGUCGCGGUCAUAACGAUCCAAUACGUACUGUUGUAUGGACUGUACGAGUACAUACAUGAAGUGGACAUCAAGUGUUCGGCACUGGAGGCAGCGGCGAACCAUCGGCCUCGCCGGAAUGUGGAUAUCGCUGAGAACUCGGUAUCUUCAAAGACCGAAAGUGGCGGAGAAAAAGUGGAAUUCAUCAAUCCGAAUUUCCGACCUAUUAUUGAAAAAGAAACCAACGCUAAGGGAGAACCACCAAACGGCACCAAAGAGGAAUGGUAUUGGCUCAACGCCUACUCGAGGAUACCAGUAGCUGCUCUUCAGGGUUUCUGCUCAUCUACUAGAGACUAUUGUCCACCUGGGAAAGAGGGACCCAUAGGUCCUCGAGGGGAGAUCGGUCCGGGAGGACUACCAGGCAACAAAGGUGAACCAGGUCAGGAUGGUCCAAUGGGUCGUGAAGGUCCAAAAGGGCCUACGGGACUACCAGGGCCGGUUCGUAUAGGUUUAGAUGGACGCGAUGGUAUUCCUGGAGAGCCCGGAUUGGAUGGAAUGCCUGGAAAAUAUGGUCUUGAUGGUUUUCCUGGUACUAAUGGUUUGCCCGGAAAGGAUGCAACAUGCUUCAAUGGAACCGAUGGAAAGCCUGGUGAAAUGGGACCAAUUGGACCACCCGGUCCUAUUGGCCCAAAAGGUUUAACUGGGCCGAAAGGUCGUCCAGGUAAACCAGGAGUUGAUGGUACUCCUGGAAGACCAGGAUUAAGUGCUUAUAAUUAUACGGUGAAUGGAAYUCCCACRUCAGAUUUUUUAACAGCUCCUAAUAUUAUUGGACAUUCUGAAUUAAAGAAUAUCACUGUAAAAGAGGGGGAUAAUUUAAGGUUACGGUGUGUAGCAACAGGAUCCCCAAAACCUACAAUUGUAUGGCAAAAACUUGAUACAACUACAGUACCAAUGGGAUCGUGGAGAGAGGAGACAGUCACUGGCAAUGCUAUAAAUAUUACUAAAGUUAAUAGACUUCAUAUGGGUCGUUAUAAAUGUAUAGCUGAUAAUGGUAUAGCUCCAUCUGCAAUACAAUAUUAUUCAAUUGAAACGCAUUUUCCUCCACUAAUUUCUGUGCAAAAUCAACAUGUGGCCGCUGCAGUUAAUCGUUCAACAUAUUUUGAAUGCGAAGUAGAAGCUUAUCCGUAUGCGAUUCACUACUGGGAACGAGAAGGAGACAUUAUAGAUAGCAAUGAUAAAUAUAGUAUAACCAGAAUAGAUGUUUCCAGUUAUAAGUUCAUAAUGCAACUGAAUAUAUCAUCGGUCAAUGAUGAUGAUAAUGGCACAUAUUACUGUGUGAGCAAAAACGAUGAAGCCAUCGUAGCUGGAAACAUCACUUUAUACAUAGUUGAUCCAACUUUGGUAACACCUCCACCUUAUGUUGACCCUAAUAAUAAAAUUAAGUUCGGUAAAGGACCUCCCGAGUUGAUUGGAGAAUACGAUAUAUGUCAACCACCCGUAAUCUGUCCAACUUGUCCAAAAUCAAAAGAAACAAAAGAGUGUAAAGAAGAAUUUACGAUUGAUGACUUGUUGGGCCAUCAGCCAUUAGCUAUACAACAAUUACACAAAGUCACCAAUAAAGGUCAUGCUAAUCGAACUUUAGACUGUCAAGUAUAUGCGGUGGGUAAACCUGUUUUCAAUAGGGUUUCGAAUGCUUCAUUUGGAAGUUGGAUGAAAGAUCCAAUGUCACGUGAAUCAAAUGAAACAAUUUGGAUGACAAUAAACGAGAUAAAUUCACUUUUUCAAUUUUCUAAUAAAUCAAUGUUUAAAGAUAAUAAACCAACAAAAACAUAUACCUUAAGUUACUCGUUCCAUGGAAAUAGUCAUGCGAUGUAUAAGGACUCUUUUUAUUUUCACGAAAAAGACAAACCAAUAAUUCGGAAGUUUGACAUUCUACAAGACAAAUACACAAAUUUUUUGACGGUCCCAUACUUAAAUACUUCUAACCUUAAAAAUCGUUUAUAUACAACCAAAAUGAAUUAUGUAGAUUUGGCUGUCGAAGAAAAUGGCUUAUGGGUAAUCUAUGGUCUGGAAGAUUCAAAUAAUACAGCUGUUCUACAUGUAGAUCCGGUGACUUUGGAAAUCGAGUAUGCUUGGAAUAUUAGCAUCAAACAUGAUCGAGCAGGAGAUAUGUUUAUCGUUUGCGGUGUAUUAUAUGCAGUACAUAGUGUAACUGAACGGAGUACAACCAUUAGAUUUGCACUGGAUUUAUACAAAAAUGUUCGAUUAAACGAUGUUGAUUUACCAUUCACUAAUCCAUUUGCACACACUACACUAAUCCAAUACAAUCCGCAUAAUAAAGAACUAUUUACUUGGGACCAAGGAAAUUUGUUAACGUAUCCAAUUAGAUAUAAUGCUAUGGGGUUAAAUAUUACUAACAAAGAAUUAGAUGAUGAAAUGAUUCCAUCUGGCAUAGAACAGAGUAAAUUAAAAUAAAUUAUGAAAUAUUUUAUAUUUUUUUAUAAAUUUUAAAGUCUAAUGUUAUAUUAUAUC